AGAAAAAGAAAAGUAAUUAAUAAGCUGCAGCUGGUUUCAGCUCAGAGUCAAACAAACAUCAAACUUUCUCCUUUUCCUACUAAUUUCCUCUUCUUCACAGACUACCUUCCCAAAGACAAAUCCACUCUUCUCCCAAAAGAAGAAAAAAAAACUCCCCCUUUCUUCUUCCUCCUCCUUCUUCUUCAUCGCAAUCCGAAUCCAACCCACAUCCAAAUCUCCAAUCUUUCUCGGAAAAACGCGCAGAAAUGGGAUGUUGCGGCAGCAGAGAAGACUCUGCUUCCAAGCCCCAAUUCAACGGCUACACACCACCUCCCCCUCCUUCUCACAACACCCACCAAUCGGCCGCCGUCGAGCACCAUCAGCCGCCGCCGGUGAGGACAGCACCCCCAGCACCAGCUCCCGCUCCGAGGAGACCCGCGGCGGCAGCGAGGGAUACGAUCCUGGGGAAGCCAUUUGAGGACAUCAGGCAGUCCUACACGCUGGGGAAAGAACUGGGUCGGGGCCAAUUUGGGAUUACUUACCUCUGCACGGAGAAUUCCACCGGCCAGACCUACGCCUGCAAAUCGAUACUGAAGAGGAAGCUGGCGAGCAAGAGCGACAGGGAAGAUGUGAAGAGGGAGGUUCAGAUUAUGCAGCACCUGUCCGGUCAGCCCAACAUUGUGGAGUUCAAGGGCUGUUACGAGGACAGGCAGUCGGUCCAUCUGGUGAUGGAGCUCUGCGCCGGCGGGGAGCUCUUCGAUCGGAUUAUUGCCAAGGGGCAUUACUCGGAGAAAGAUGCGGCGAAGAUUUGCAGGGAGGUUGUGAAUGUGGUCCACGCUUGCCAUUUCAUGGGGGUCUUGCAUAGGGAUCUCAAGCCGGAGAAUUUCUUGCUGAGUUCGAAAGAUGAAGCGGCGACCCUGAAAGCUACUGAUUUUGGACUCUCGGUGUUCAUUGAAGAAGGCAAAGUUUAUAGGGACAUAGUUGGCAGUGCGUACUAUGUCGCCCCUGAAGUCUUGCGUCGAAGCUAUGGGAAGGAGAUUGACAUUUGGAGUGCAGGAGUUAUCAUGUACAUUCUGCUCAGUGGCGUGCCUCCAUUUUGGGGAGAAAAUGAGAAGGGAAUAUUUGAUUCCGUUCUCCAAGGAGAGAUUGAUUUCGAGACUGAUCCAUGGCCGAUUAUAUCUGACAGUGCCAAGGAUCUGAUUAGGAAGAUGCUUACUCAAGACACAAAGAAACGUUUAACUUCUGCACAAGUGCUUGAGCAUCCAUGGAUCAAGGGUGGUGCUGCAUCAGACAAACCAAUCGGUAGUGCAGUCCUUUCCAGAAUGAAGCAGUUCAGGGCUAUGAAUAACUUGAAGAAGCUUGCCUUGAAGGUUAUUGCUGAGAAUCUGUCCGAAGAAGAGAUCAAGGGUCUCAAAGCAACAUUCAUGAACUUGGACACAGACAAGAGUGGUACCAUUACAUAUGAAGAACUGAAGACUGGUUUAGCUCGAUUAGGAUCAAAGCUGUCUGAAGCUGAGGUUAAGCAACUCAUGGAAGCUGCUGAUGUGGAUGGAAAUGGAACGAUUGACUACACCGAGUUCAUCUCUGCAACAAUGCACAGAUACAAGCUCGAAAGAGACGAGCAUUUGUACAAAGCAUUCCAGCAUUUCGAUAAGGAUGGCAGUGGGUACAUAACAAGGGAUGAAUUGGAAGGUGCCAUGAUGGAGUACGGAAUAGGGGAUGAAGGCAGCAUCAAGGAGAUCAUUGCUGAAGUCGAUACAGACAAUGAUGGUAAGAUCAACUACGAUGAGUUCUGUGCUAUGAUGAGAAGUGGAGGAGCCGAAGUUCAAGCGAAGCUUUUGUAAAGCUGAGGUAUGGUACUUAUAAAUGGACAACAAAAAGUUGAUGUCUUUGUUUCGAGUUCGUGCGAGGUGCGAUGAUGAUGCUGCUGCUGAUGUUCUUUGUGUAUAUCUUUUGCUUUUGAGUUUUUCCAUUCUUUGAUGUAAUCUUUUGAUGGGGGCAAGUUGAGCUGAGUGCGGAGGCCUUUGCUUCGGGACUACCAUUGAUAGUUGUUACAUUACAUACUCUAUCUGUGCUGUCUUCAGCAGAUUUUGCGCAUGUUUUGGACAAUGAGAAUGUAUUUUAUACGACUACCUCUCUUUCAAAGCUUCUGCUGUAAUACGUGAUUAUUUCUCACUUAUUUAAAAUUGAUUAUUUCCAUUUUGCGGAUA
This is a messenger RNA of Linum tenue, 2189 nucleotides long. The record is from the annotation of a GenBank genome assembly. NCBI's taxonomy places the organism in Eukaryota, Viridiplantae, Streptophyta, Magnoliopsida, Malpighiales, Linaceae.